AUGGCAAUCUCUUCUGGCCACGUAGUGGCAUCAACUGAUAUUUCUGAUUCUUCGGCACACGGUAGUGCACUCCCCGGUAACGAGGUGGCACCUCCGAAUUUCUUUCGCGCUAACCAUUUUGAUGAUUUCUUUCGUGACAUCCAUCUUAAUAAUUUCUUUCGCGCUAUCCAAUCGGAAUCGCUUGUACAAAUGCGGUAUCGCCUGGCCGAUUCGGAGUUGUUUGCUACAGUUGCUUUCAAAGAGACAGAUGCUAUUCGAAGGAGGUUUUCAAGGACGCCUACCAAUCGAGGUCUUUUCGAUAAUAGAAUGUUGGAAGAAUACAUUCUGCUAUGCUGUCAAGACGAAGCCGGUGGUUUCCGUGAUAAGCCUGACAAGGCACGAUAUCACACCUGUUAUGUUCUCGGAAUACAGUUCGCGGAAUAA
Molecule: messenger RNA, 423 nt
Organism: Cooperia oncophora
Lineage: Eukaryota; Metazoa; Nematoda; Chromadorea; Rhabditida; Trichostrongylidae
Source: the annotation of a GenBank genome assembly